Messenger RNA from Geosmithia morbida, 1368 nucleotides. Its product is annotated as diacylglycerol O-acyltransferase 1. The annotation marks the transcript as partial. Gene Ontology annotation, molecular function: diacylglycerol O-acyltransferase activity. The transcript is spliced from 5 exons. Gene Ontology annotation, biological process: triglyceride biosynthetic process. Gene Ontology annotation, cellular component: endoplasmic reticulum membrane. The record is from RefSeq and is a predicted model, not a curated record. NCBI's taxonomy places the organism in Eukaryota, Fungi, Ascomycota, Sordariomycetes, Hypocreales, Bionectriaceae.
GUACAGACAUCCAAUGGCGCCACCGUGACGCAUCGCAGUACCUCUUCCUCCAACGGUGACGACAGCACUACGCCCAACCCUACUCCUACACCGGCCAGACCUCCACGAUCAAAAUAUCGUCAUGUCGCCGCCGUCCACUCCAUCACCAGGCCCUCAUGCCUCAGUCAUGAUUCCAAUGCCACGCCUAGCUUCCUGGGAUUUCGCAACCUCAUGGUUAUCGUCCUUGUCGUGGGAAACUUGCGCCUCAUGAUUGAGAACAUGCAAAAGUACGGAGUCCUCAUCUGCAUCCGAUGCCACGCCUACCGCAACCAAGACAUCAUCAUGGGCCUCAUGCUCUACUUCAUCAUCCCGUGCCACCUGUUCGCAGCCUACCUUAUAGAGCUCUUGGCCGCUCAGCAGGCCCGGGGGUCGCGCAAACGCAUCAAGGAGGGCCGGACGGGGCCCUCGGACGACGACCGCAAGCGCUUCCACACCGCCUGGACAGUGGUGGCCUGGGCGCACGGCAUCAACAUCACGUUGGCGCUGGCCCUCACGACGGUCAUCGUCUACUUCCGCAUCUUCCACCCGCUCAUAGGCACGCUGACGGAGCUCCACGCCAUCAUCGUGUGGCUCAAGGCGGCCUCGUACGCCUUCACCAACCGCGACCUGCGGCACGCCUACCUGCACCCGGUCAAGGGCGAGGCCGUGCCCGACCUGUACGCCCGCUGCCCCUACCCGGCCAACAUCACCAUGGGCAACCUCGUCUACUUCUGGUGGGCCCCGACCCUCGUCUACCAGCCCGUCUACCCCCGCACCGACCGGAUCCGCUGGCUCUUCGUCGCCAAGAGGCUGGGCGAGGUCUUCUGCCUCAGCGUCUUCAUCUGGUUCGCCACCGCCCAGUACGCCACCCCGGUCCUGGUCAACUCCAUCGACAAGAUCGCCUCGCUCGACUUCCCCUCCAUCCUCGAGCGCCUCCUGAAGCUGUCCACCAUCUCCCUCGUCAUCUGGCUCGCCGGCUUCUUCGCCCUCUUCCAGUCCUUCCUCAACGCCCUCGCCGAGGUCCUCCGCUUCGGCGACCGCGCCUUCUACGACGACUGGUGGAACUCGGAGAGCCUCGGCGCCUACUGGCGUCUGUGGAACAAGCCCGUCUACACUUACUUCAAGCGUCACGUCUACAUGCCCAUGGUCGGGAGGGGUUGGAGCCCCUCCACGGCUAGCUUCUCCGUCUUUCUCCUCUCUGCUUUUCUGCAUGAGAUUCUCGUCGGCGUGCCCACUCACAAUAUAAUCGGCGUCGCCUUCCUGGGCAUGCUUCUCCAGCUCCCACUCAUUGCCAUGACGGCUCCCCUCGAGAAGAUGAAGAGCGGUACUGGCGGCAGCACGCACACAUAA